Messenger RNA from Macrobrachium nipponense, 1131 nucleotides. Its product is annotated as histone-lysine N-methyltransferase, H3 lysine-79 specific-like. The coding region runs from base 1 to 1131 and encodes 376 amino acids. The record is from RefSeq and is a predicted model, not a curated record. The transcript has a single exon. NCBI's taxonomy places the organism in Eukaryota, Metazoa, Arthropoda, Malacostraca, Decapoda, Palaemonidae.
AUGAUGCAGGACGAAAAUCAAAAGCUCCAGUCACUUCUCAGCCAAGCAGAAUCUGUGGCCAUCUUGACAAAGGAAAUCUUAAACGCUGAGAAAACAAGUCAUGAGUUACUAGGAGACGAGCUUCAAGUCAUGAAGAACUGGUUGGCUGAACUAGGCGGAGAAAACGCCAAGAUGAAAGGAGAAUUAAAAGAAAAGACACUGGACAUAAUGUUACUAGAGAAAUCAUUAGAAACUGAGAGACGAAAUAACAAUACUCUGCAGGAUGCUCUCCAUCGUCUGAAAGAAAUAGAGAACUUGCUGGAAGAAGCGAAGAAAAGAGAGAACGAGAAAGACGAGGAGGUCGAGAGGCUGCACAAAGAUAAUGAAGUCUAUCGAGAACAAAUUGAAAAUAUGGAGAUGAAGCUGGAAAAUAACUGCGAGGAGACAGAAAGGCUAUUCAGAACACUCAAGGAGCAGGUACAUAAAAACAGUCUCUUAGUUAAGGAGAAGGAAGACGUAGAGAUUGAAAUGAAAAGGCAAUAUCAGGAGAACCUGAGGCAAAAGAAAAGAGAAGCAGAGGAGCAGAAUGAACGGGAAAAGCAAAUCCAGGAUAACAUGGAAAGCGUCCUCCGUCAAAAACAGAGCCUGGAAUGCUUGCUGGAUUGUAAAGAAAAAGCUAUCAUCUCUUUGAAGAAGAAUGAGGGUGAAGCCCAGCUGGAAGUGCAGCGACUUCUCAAGGACUGCGAUAUGCUGAAAGAAAAGAUUCAGCUACAGGAGCAGAAUAGAAUGAGAGAAGAAAAGUGUCUCAGGGAACAGCUAAGAACACAGGAGGAGGCUUUGAGGGAACAUGACAAGUACAUGUUGAUGAUGUUUCUACAUGGGACUGCUCAGAGAAAUUUCCAGCUAGAACACAUUGCGCUGGAACAUGGAGAUGAUAUGAUUGAAGAAGGGAAGCGAGAGAAGUGCACAGGGGGAACAAUAGGAAGGAAGGGGACAGGGAGUGAGGAAGACCCCUGUGAGAAGGCCCGUGAGACAGAAGAAAAACAACGUAAGAAGUACUGGAAUGCCCAGCGGGAGAAGAACGAGGAUUACGAGAAACAAUGGGAGGGCCUCAAGCACAUUGUGGAAGAUGUUCUUCACGGAGAUGAAUAA